AUGCCGUCAGCAGCAGCGAGACGGAUCUACGAAGAUCAAAUCCCUUCCUUCAUGUCCGUCUUCGACCUCGACGCAGAGACCAUCGCCGCCCAGGAGACAGUCACCCUCGUUGACCCCAAGUUGAUUGAGAUGGAGGCUACCGGAAAGCCCCUGGGUGACCCCAUCCACCACCUGCGGGCCUCGAUGCCCUCGGAUCCCACUCACAAGCACCACGACAGCACCUCCACCCAGGCCUCCGAGUCUGCGGAGUCGUCGCCCACGACGACGCUCUCGACAAGCGACUGUUCCCCGCUGUCAGACCCGUCCCCCUCGUCUUCCCCGGACUCUCCCGUGAACUUGAUACCCCUCAGCUCUUACCCUGCCACGUCCUUUGGCGGUCUUUCGCCCAUGUCUGCGAUGAACACUUUCACUGCGGCAGAAACCACGAGCUUCGGCCGACCCAUGACUUCUCCCUCGCCGCGCCGCCCCAAGAACAUGAAGGGCCUGUCGAUCCAGCCGCCGUUUGUGAGCAACUCGGUCGCCACGCUCGUCUCCGAACCGGCCUCGCCCUCUUUCAUCAAGCCUACCAUCCCGGCAAUGAAGCGCAAGCCCAGUCAGCUGAGCCUCAACACGCAAACAUCGGACCUCGUCAUGCGGAACAACACCCUGGAAGUCCCCGGUACGCCUGGCAUGCCACCCAUGCUGCAGAGGCGCGCGUUGAAGCAUUCGACCUCGUCCCCCCACAUGUUGCCCUCGCUGAAGAGCGCGACGUUCGGCCCCGCCGGCGGAAUGACUUUCCCCAAGGUUCUGGAAAGGAACGAGUCGGGUCUUUCAGAGUUUCUGAGACCGACAAAGACUGGCAUUGGCUCUUCAUUCGACACUGCGAUUGUCGAGGAGGAGUCUCCGAUCAAGACGCAGCUCGCGAGUCGCGCGGCUCUUGACUUCGAGCCGUUCCAUGAGAUCGAAAACAACGAGGACCAAAAGACACCUGGGUACCCAGACGGUCCUAUUGCAAUUUACGAAGACAAUGUCUACCUCUACCUGGAACCGACAGCCGAGGAGGCUUCCAAGUUCGACACUGUCAUCAACGUUGCGCGGGAGGUCAACAACCCGUUUGCCUUCUUGCCAAAGCCAGACGAGUCAAUGUCGGACUCCCCUGUAGCCAGCCCCAUCCCCGACACUGCCUUGUCAAACGCGAGUUUCUCCACGGCCUUUGAGUUCCCUACCCUCGAGAGAACCGAAACACCCACGACGCCCAAAGGCACCUCGUUCUCCAUCCAUCGCCCAGAGUACAUUCACAUGCCCUGGGACCACAACACAGAUAUCGCACAGGAUCUGAUGCAUCUCUGUGAAACAAUCGACGCGAGAACGAAGGAGGGAAAGAGGGUGCUCGUUCACUGUCAACAAGGCGCAAGUCGAUCUGCCAGUCUCAUCAUUGCGUACGGCAUGUACAGGAACCCUGAGCUUAGCGUCAACGACGCCUAUUACGCUGCCCAAGGCAAGAGCAAAUGGAUCAGCCCUAACAUGAAGCUCAUGUACUGCUUGCAGGACUUCCAGAAGCAAGUCUCCAAGAAGAAGGGCCCGCCAGGCUCAGCUUUUCGCCCUCGAGCUGGACGCAGCCCCACCAAGCACCGUUUAACGCUGUCCGUCGAUGCCGCCAUGGAACUCGCGCCCAAGGAGCCCUUGACAGCUCCUCUACCAGGAGAGCAGGAAGGCAGCUCAGGGAAUGCGAGCCCAAAGAAGGGUAGCCCUACCCGUGGCAGAGGACAUUCCACACCUGGCAAUCGACCAAUUUCACCGGGACCAUCAUCGGCACCGUCGAGCUUUUCCUGGUCAGAAAACAAGACGAAUCCCGUCACGUUUGCCACCUUUGACGUUGAUCGCUUACUUCCAUCCAAGCCUGAAGGGUCUGUUUCGGGCCUGGCACCAUCGUCGUCAUCAUUCCCGGCCAAACCGCCACCGUCGCCCGGCUUCGGAGCUCAUCGAUUCGGCCCCUCAGCUGGCUUUGGUUUCUCCAGCUUGAACCUGGGCCCGUCAUUAGGGCACGAAAUGGAAAUAGAACACACCAUCCGCAAGGAAUUACCUCGCGCAAUGAUUGGCGCGAUGCCUGCUGAUACGACACUCAUGUCGCCUAGAGCAGAGGAAAUGACAAAAAACCCACUGCACGAUUCCUGCAGCGACUUCCCAGGGAUGCAGUUUAUCGAAGUUCCGCCAACCCCAAAUGAGGGUCUGUUCUCGCCUAGACAAACAAUGUUCCCUCGAGACCCUUUCUACCCGUUUGGACGCCCUGCCCAGGUUGCCGACCCGCGAAGCCCGCCUACAAGAGGUGAAACACCAAUUGUGAGGUCUAUUGACGAGCUGCUAUGA
Colletotrichum graminicola M1.001 is the source of this 2346-nucleotide messenger RNA. RefSeq names its product dual specificity phosphatase. The transcript has a single exon. Gene Ontology annotation, molecular function: protein tyrosine/threonine phosphatase activity; MAP kinase tyrosine/serine/threonine phosphatase activity. The coding region runs from base 1 to 2346 and encodes 781 amino acids. The record is from RefSeq and is a predicted model, not a curated record. Lineage: Eukaryota; Fungi; Ascomycota; Sordariomycetes; Glomerellales; Glomerellaceae. Gene Ontology annotation, cellular component: cytosol; nucleus; cytoplasm. Gene Ontology annotation, biological process: protein dephosphorylation; negative regulation of MAPK cascade.